AUGGAUGGCCUCACAAAGAAAGUGGGCUCAAUUGAGUGCUCGCUUACACAGUCAUCCAAAAAACUCGACAACUACGAAACGACCGGUCGCACCGAGAUCGGUCAGGACGUGGUCGGCAUGCGCGACGCCCUGCUCCAAAGCAAUCAGCGUAUAGAGCACGUGGCGGGCGAGGUGAAAUCCUGCAUGAGGUUGAUCGAGGGCCGCCCCGCCAAAGAAGUCGAUCUCAAGCCGCAGAUCGCCUGGCUCAGCACUAACAUCGCGAGUAUAUUAACGGAUUUCCAGACGGCCGAGAACAAGGCCCAGGACGCAAUGGCCAAGACGAUGGCAUACGAGAACAAUGUCAACGAUGUGUCUCAAGACAUUGCUGUUCAACAGCGCGAACUCGGCCUCGCUCAGCAGGAGAGCCAACAGCUCGCCACCCGAGCUGCGGAGCAGCUGCGGACUAGCCAACGGCUUGUCGAUGAGGCGGAGGAAAGCAUGCGACAAAAGACCACGGAGAUCACGAACAAGACUCGAGAGGCCGCCACCCUCCGAGCGAAGCUGCCAGGUUUACAGAAAUCCUUGCAGCAGACGCAAGAGAGCCUCGCAGAGGCCAGGACAAAAGCGGAGAAGAAAAAGGCCAAGGCCGUCCUAGGCUUUAGCACCGCGAUCAUCAGUAUCGGCUUGGCGCCAGUCACAGGAGGAUUGUCACUAUUGGCUGCGGGCGUUGGGGCGGGCGUUGGAGCCGGCAUGGCGCUCGACUAUAACGACCUGAAGGACGAGAUCUCGUCAACCGAAUGGCAAAUCGCGUCUCUUAAUACUCAGAUCCAGGACGCUGAGAACUCGGUGACAUCUUUGGCCAAGGAGAAGUCGCAGCUCCAGAGCCGCGUUUCUGACCUGCGGUUGAGGAUCCAGCGGCAGAAGACGGCUCAAAUCAGCCACCAGAACCAGAUCAGCAAGGUGAACAACGUACAAACCGACAUUACGUCACUCAACCGCCACGCCGAAACCACCAGCUCGACCGUGAAGACGUUUGCGCGAGAGCUGCUCCAGCUGAAGCAGGCAUUGAAUGAGUGCGCCGCGACAGUGGACCAAGAGAAUACUGAGCUCCGCGUGAAUACGUCCCAGCUCGACAAGUUCCUUUUCCGGAGCACGAGGCAGAGGAGAGAGCUUGGGCGGGAGAAGGCUGCAAUCCUCCAGGCGUCCGAGGCCCUGUCGCAAGUCGGCGCCAAGAUCCCCAGUCUACUACCCAGCUCAAACAUCAAGUUCUUGGAGCUCAAGUUGGCUACGAGUGGGCCGGUCGUUCCGGUUCCUGGCCAAACACCCAUUCCGCCGGUCGAGCCAAGGGGCUGA
Messenger RNA from Ilyonectria robusta, 1332 nucleotides. RefSeq lists its product as uncharacterized. The transcript is spliced from 3 exons. Bases 1 to 1332 code for a protein of 443 amino acids. The record is from RefSeq and is a predicted model, not a curated record. Lineage: Eukaryota; Fungi; Ascomycota; Sordariomycetes; Hypocreales; Nectriaceae.